CCAGUGGAGUCUCCUUGAGUUGAGGAGAUGGAGGUGGGUGUCAAGGUGCGCCACAGUGGAUAGAGUUUGCAGGGCAGAGUACCAGAAACAAGGGAACAGCACAAUCACCAAAAAAAAGGCUCUGGAGAUAUGGAGAAGAUCCCCGAACUACGGCGACGAGGCCUGCCUGUGGCUCGCGUUGCUGAUGCCAUCCCUUACUGCUCCUCAGACUGGGCGCUUCUGAGGGAGGAAGAAAAGGAGAAAUACGCAGAAAUGGCUCGAGAAUGGAGGGCCGCUCAGGGAAAGGACCCUGGGCCCUCAGAGAAGCAGAAACCUGUUUUCACACCACUGAGGAGGCCAGGCAUGCUUGUACCAAAGCAGAAUGUUUCACCUCCAGAUAUGUCAGCUUUGUCUUUAAAAGGUGAUCAAGCUCUCCUUGGAGGCAUUUUUUAUUUUUUGAACAUUUUUAGCCAUGGCGAGCUACCUCCUCAUUGUGAACAGCGCUUCCUCCCUUGUGAAAUUGGCUGUGUUAAGUAUUCUCUCCAAGAAGGUAUUAUGGCAGAUUUCCACAGUUUUAUAAAUCCUGGUGAAAUUCCACGAGGAUUUCGAUUUCAUUGUCAGGCUGCAAGUGAUUCUAGUCACAAGAUUCCUAUUUCAAAUUUUGAACGUGGGCAUAACCAAGCAACUGUGUUACAAAACCUUUAUAGAUUUAUUCAUCCCAACCCAGGGAACUGGCCACCUAUCUACUGCAAGUCUGAUGAUAGAACCAGAGUCAACUGGUGUUUGAAGCAUAUGGCAAAGGCAUCAGAAAUCAGGCAAGAUCUACAACUUCUCACUGUAGAGGACCUUGUAGUGGGGAUCUACCAACAAAAAUUUCUCAAGGAGCCCUCUAAGACUUGGAUUCGAAGCCUCCUAGAUGUGGCCAUGUGGGAUUAUUCUAGCAACACAAGGUGCAAGUGGCAUGAAGAAAAUGAUAUUCUCUUCUGUGCUUUAGCUGUUUGCAAGAAGAUUGCGUACUGCAUCAGUAAUUCUCUGGCCACUCUCUUUGGAAUCCAGCUCACAGAGGCUCAUGUACCACUACAAGAUUAUGAGGCCAGCAAUAGUGUGACACCCAAAAUGGUUGUAUUGGAUGCAGGGCGUUACCAGAAGCUAAGGGUUGGGAGUUCAGGAUUCUCUCAUUUCAACUCUUCUAAUGAGGAACAAAGAUCAAACACACCCAUUGGUGACUACCCAUCUAGGGCAAAAAUUUCUGGCCAAAACAGCAGCGUUCGGGGAAGAGGAAUUACCCGCUUACUAGAGAGCAUUUCCAAUUCUUCCAGCAAUAUCCACAAAUUCUCCAACUGUGACACUUCACUCUCACCUUACAUGUCCCAAAAAGAUGGAUACAAAUCUUUCUCUUCCUUAUCUUAAUGAUGGUACUCUUUUCAAUUUCUGAAAACAGUAACAGGCCCAACUUCCUUCUUACUACAGUCAUAUUAAACAGAUCACAUCAAUGACAAAUGUCACUACUAUAAAAACUACUUAAUUUGUAAGGAAAUUGUUUCAUAGAUUUAAAAAAAUUGUGGUUGGAGAGCAUCUUGGCAUUUGUGCUUUUUUUCUUGAGGGAUUGUUCUGCUUCCUGGCUGUAUGAUGGGUAUAUCAUUAAAGUUUGGAGUCCUAUAUGAACAAAACUGACAUUUUUAGAGUUGUACUUUUGGGAAUGUUAUAGAUUGAUCAUUCUUUCUCCUGAUAAUAAAGGUAUUGAAUAUCUGUUAUGAAAGGUUCUAAAA
Homo sapiens (human) is the source of this 1748-nucleotide messenger RNA. It is a transcript of the gene MAEL, whose product is annotated as maelstrom spermatogenic transposon silencer. The record is from RefSeq and is a predicted model, not a curated record. The coding region runs from base 130 to 1389 and encodes 419 amino acids. Gene Ontology annotation, cellular component: P granule; perinuclear region of cytoplasm; chromatin. Lineage: Eukaryota; Metazoa; Chordata; Mammalia; Primates; Hominidae. The transcript has 13 exons. Gene Ontology annotation, biological process: regulatory ncRNA-mediated gene silencing; piRNA processing; regulation of miRNA-mediated gene silencing.